AUCCAACGAUAUCAUCGUCAACAAUCCAAAACAUCUGACUUCCGAUUUCUAGGCUACUGUCUUCACUUGAUUAAAAUCAUCUUUUUCUUCUCUCUUCUCUCUUCUCUCCUCUCUCUCUGUCUCUCUCUCUCAUAGCUCCAUGAGUGAAGAACCGCUCAGAUUACUCAAGCAUUACAAAGGGCAUAUACUCGUUUGAGGUUUCCUGAAGACCGAGGGUGCCCAACUGGUUUGCUUCAUCUGCUUGCUGAAAGUCUUCUUUCGGUUUCUUUCACAUAUUCCCAUAUUUCGAUUGCCACACGUUUUGCUUCCAUAACCGUGCGUGAUCAUGACACUGGGGGACUGCCAAUGAUUAUAGAAAAGGUUUUCGAGCUAUUGAAGUAGAUUGAAGACGCUAUCAUGGGUGCAUUUUGUUGCUGUUUGCGAGAUGAAUGUGAAGAUUUGGCCAAUCCCAACAGCUCAAUGUAUAGGAACUGCUUAUGCCCUCGAUCUUUUGUUCAGAACUUCUUGCAUGUGUAUACAUCAUUGUUUCAUAGAGGAGAACAAAGUGUCAUUCCUUCACUGACUCAAGGUACAGCAUCUCUUGAUAACUCACUAUCUGAUAUGUACCGCUCUCCUCCAAGACCAUUGCCUUAUGAUGCCGAUCCAAGAUACUUCCGCUUGCAACGAGAUGGACUAGUCUCAAGGCGGGAGAAAGGGUCAGGUCACUCGCAUGAGGAAACUGAACCACUACGAAGAAGUGAUAGUGAUGAUGGUUCUGAAUACUUGAGUGGGGGAAGUAAAUGGAAUGAGUCUAAAUGUGAAGAAGGAUCGAAAGAAGACAAUUGCAAGUCUUCGGUGAAGAUGUCAACAACUAAAACGACCACUGGAUUUGCUAAUAUCUAUUCUUCAGAAGAUGAAGAUAUCUGCCCGACAUGUCUUGAAGAAUAUACGGAAGAAGACCCAAAAAUAAUGACAAAAUGCUCUCACCAUUUUCACCUGGCGUGCAUCUACGAGUGGAUGGAGAGAAGUGACAGCUGUCCAAUUUGUGGAAAGGUAAAUGUGAUAUUCUUUACAAAAUAUUGGCCACUGUGUACUGUUUUUGAUUACUGCUUAUCUUUCACUUGCUUGAACUUAUGUUGCAGUCAAGCUUGUCCUUUACCUGCUACCCCGCAAGAAGCAAUCCCCAACUCUGUUGAGGGAAAAACUUCAUGUUUUGUUUUUCUUUUCUCACAUCCCUGUUUUAAUACGAUCAUGUGCUUCCUAUAUUUGGUAAAAUGACUAGUUUAAACAUUUUAAAAGAACGAGAUAUUAUUAUUAUUUGGUUUUAUCUUUCUUUUCUCGGAAACAACCUCUGUGCCCUUCCUUCCAGGGUAAGGGUAAGACUGCGUACAUCUUACACUUCCCAGAUCCCACUUGUGGGAAAUCACCGGUUUUGUUGUUGUUGUUGGUUUUAUCUUUCUUUUUGGUAAAAAAAGUGAGAACUAGAAAAGGGGACACGAGGAGGGUCUGUGAGGAACUGUCUGCUCCACUUGGGUUUACCAUUCUAUUGCCGUAGACCACCUAAGAUCUUUUUACCUGCUAUUAUGCUGUAUGGUCAAAGAUUCUUAUUUGGUGCAUAAAUAGGCAAAGAGCCUGAGCUAUCAUUCUUCAGAUUUUAUUCUUAACUCUUCUCGAGUAACUGAUGAUCCAUGGGACAGCUGCUUAUCAGAGACAUGUAUGGAUAUUAGUGCUAGUCCAAUCAUUUUAGCUUGUUUUCAUGUAAUAUCUAGACACUUAUUCAUAUGGGAUACUAAUUAUAAUGGAAUUACCUUAAUACCUUUUUAUUUCUAUGUGCUGACUGCUGGUGAAAUCACUUUUCCAUGAUCAUCCAAUUCUAUAGUGCUUUUUA
This is a messenger RNA of Nicotiana tabacum (common tobacco), 1867 nucleotides long. Its product is annotated as E3 ubiquitin-protein ligase At3g02290. Gene Ontology annotation, molecular function: ubiquitin-protein transferase activity. The record is from RefSeq and is a predicted model, not a curated record. NCBI's taxonomy places the organism in Eukaryota, Viridiplantae, Streptophyta, Magnoliopsida, Solanales, Solanaceae.